ACCGCUCAUUCGUCAUUCAGUAAUUCAAUCAGGACGCAUAUUAAGUGCAAAAUGCAUAAAACAGGCAAAUUUCUCUUACUCCUAACCGUGUUAGCGUCUUUCGUGCCAGCACUGGUCGCGAUCGAGUACCGGUGUGUCGAACGACUCAAAAGCUAUUGCGUCGUUGAAAACGUGACGGCGGAUUCGUUUGCCGAUUCCAUCUUCCCAUCGAACGAAACAUCACUGCUCAUUCAAAACAGCACCAUAUCCCGGUUCGGCGAAGACCAGUUCCGGCAGCUGCCGGCAGUGGAAAAUCUCAUGAUCCAUCAUUUGAAGAUCGAACGUCUCCAGCUGGCGAAAUGUGACCAACUGACGACUCUGUUCGCUAGCUACAAUCACAUUUCGGACUUGGAAGCAUCCGAAGGUCUGCAGUUACGCAAUCUGCAUCUCUAUCAAAACAUGCUCACUAACAUCAGUGCCUUGCGGGUGCUGACCGAACUGGAACAACUGUAUCUCAAUGAUAAUCUGCUGGAAACGUUGGUGAUGGACACGUUCGCAGCGAUGAAGAGCUUGAAGAUUCUUACUCUUCAUCGGAAUCAACUGACGGCAAUCGACUCGAAACGUUCCGUUGUUUUGCCUAGCCUGGAAGCACUUUUUGUUCAGCACAACAAGUUGACAUAUCUCGACACUGGGCUGUGGAAAAUGUCCGCUCUGAAAACACUGGAUUUAGGUGACUACGAUCUGGGGUUUUUGUUUACAUUUCUGGAGGAAUUUCCGGCACUACGCACACUGGAGCUGUACGAAAACGAAUGGAACUGUGGUUGGCUUAGCAAAAUGGUUGAUCGGUUGGAGGCACGUGGAAUUCAGCACACCCAAACCGAUCGAGACUGCGACGACGGAACACUGUUUUCCGAGCUUUGCUGCUCCGUUGAGGGAGCUUCACCCGAUCCGAUGAUGUUGCUAAUUAGCCGAACUGCCGUAGUGGAUGAUCUGCACGAUCAGCUAGGGAAACAACGGCAUAAGCUGGAAACUUUGGAAGAGUCUCAACGGAAGCAAACCCACAAGUACAAUGAGUUGCAGCAAAAAGUCGAUCGAAUGGAGACCUUCUGCCGGAAUGAGUUGUAGUUUUUCGGAUGAAAUUAUUAGAAUUUAAGUUCAGUUGUUUUUUGAAAUGUGUUUAAUCUAUUCU
Molecule: messenger RNA, 1168 nt
Organism: Malaya genurostris
Lineage: Eukaryota; Metazoa; Arthropoda; Insecta; Diptera; Culicidae
Product: podocan-like protein 1
Exons: 2
Coding region: 52-1104 (350 amino acids)
Molecular function (GO): protein binding
Source: RefSeq, a predicted model, not a curated record